Cladocopium goreaui is the source of this 2985-nucleotide messenger RNA. The record is from the annotation of a GenBank genome assembly. NCBI's taxonomy places the organism in Eukaryota, Dinophyceae, Suessiales, Symbiodiniaceae.
AUGGCACGCCAACAGAAGGCAGCGUAUGUUCGACCCAUCAAGGAUUUGAGCGCGGUGGCAGGACGAGUCUCAGAACAAGUAUGCGGUCGCUUAGUGCAUCAUUACACAGAGAUGUUCAAGAAGGGAACCAGCAAAAGUGUUGCAGUGCUUGUGGAUGACAAUGCACUGCGGUCGGUGUUGGUGCUGGAAGCUUGGAGUGUGGCAGAUCAAACACACAUGCAGAAUGCGCUUCUCAAGCACGCUGGAGAAGUUGUUUGCCUCACCAAUUUCAAAGUGCAGAGCAGAGGCCGCUCGCUUGUAUUUUUUGAUCGUGAUUUGCGUGUGGCCUUUGACAAGUCCACAAAAGUGAGCGUUGGCACAGGGAACUAUCCUACACAGUUGCCACCUGUGCCACAGGUGAAGGAUGCCCUUCUAUGUUCAAAUUCUUGUAUGAUUUCCAUCGAAAUGGUUUUGCUUGAAGAUCCCCAGACCAAGGAUGCGAAGUUGCAAGAUGGUGGCCAAAAAGAAGUGUGCAAUGUGAAGGUUGGCAGUGGAGAUUCUAGUUUGAUGGCUGCAUUUUGGCAUCCAUUGUCGGAGCAGAUGAAAGAUGCCUCCAAGAACGGCGUCUAUCGCCUUGACUGGGUCAUGUUGAUUCCCGAAGGAAAGUGCAUUAUGAUCCCGGCAGUCUUUGUGAAGGACAUGCGUGGAAUGAAUGCGGAUGACUCGGAGACGCUGUGGUAUCUUGGAUGCACGAUGUGCAAAAAGCAAUUGGUUGACUCGAAGUGUGAAGCGCAUGGGCAAAAUGAUGGCAAAAAGGUGUAUGGUGCACAGGUGUUAUUUGCGGAUCCCACACGUACCUUGGAACUGGCUGUGUGGGGGGAUGGCUUGAAGUUCAUGCUGCUUUGUGCGCAGGAAGCUUCAGGUGAGCUGGAUGCAGAGGGCCAGCUAAACAACAUGCUUACCGGUCUGCUCACAGAGAAGCUCUGUCUGCGCGUGGACUUUGGCGUCAACAAAGCGGGCUCCGGCAUGUACUAUGAUCUCUUUGACAUCAGCGCACAGGUGACCGACGAGGGGGCAGCUGGUGCUUUCAAGGCCUUGGACGCUGAUAUUUUCUUUCCCUCUCCUGGACGCCUGGACGCAGAUUGCAAUUGGUUAUGGUUGCUUUACGCGGGUUCUUUGUGGCCGAUGUUUCCAAGCUUUGUUUGUGUCUUACGGAAGAUGUUGAGCAGUGGGGCACAGACUCCAAGACUGGUGUUCGCCGCAGGCAUUGCUUGUCAGCCUCUGUCUUGGGAGUCUUGCGUAGGGAAAGCAUCGUCUGCAGCCGGAGAGAUGGAAGAGGUUCCUGCAACAGAAGACCUGCCAGUGCGGAGGAAAAGGAUUCUUGAGUUGCAGGUCCGCGUGAAGAAGUCCAGCAAGUCUGUCGUGCAGACCCAAUGGAAGUCAAAGACAGUGAGUAGCAAGCGCUCUGGAACCAUCAUGUUCAAGGAUCAUGUCCGUGUUCUGGGUGUCAAGAAGGGCACUGUGUCCAUGAAGGCCUUCACAGUGCCGUUGCAGAAAGCUCCCAAACUGAACCUCAAAGUCAUGGUUAGCUCCCCCAAGAAGGAGACCUCAGGGAAGAAGGAUUUAGCCAACCAGAUUCGCUGGAGUCUGGAGUAUCGGCAAGUGUGUGAAAAAUUUGACAUGCAGCCUGGAACCUAUUUGACUGUAGAAGCAGCUGAAUGGUUUUCUGGUUUGCCUCGGCAUUGGACUUCUUUGUCGUGGCACCCGGAUAUGGACACCUUUGAUCAGAUGUUCCCAAAUGCCCGGAAGAAGGUUGAGAUCAACCACUUCGCACGGGAAGUCCUGAAGAAGCGCAUGGACGAAGGAUUUUUGCACAAAGCUGACAUUCAUGAUGACAUCCGCACACUCAAGGUCAGCAACGAAACUGAAGCUGAAGGAAGCCAAGGUGGAUUAGAUGAUCCACGCAGCAGCUUGCUUCGAAAGGUUUUUGAAACCUUUGACAAGAUACCGGCCGACAAGAGGAAGUUGAUCUACCUCGAGCAUGUCAAAAGUAUUUUGUCCAAGGCGAGCGCUAUGCAGACAGUCAUGAAGUUUCUCAUCAAGGCCCAGCGACGCAGGGUCUUCUUCUUCGCAGUUGCUGCAGGUUUCAAGCUCUUCCAGGAGAAGUUCAAUGACUUGAAUUCUCUGCCAAUGCAGGAACCACAGAUUGGAGCAGUGACAGAACUGUCUCAAAGUUCCGAUGACAGUGGGCCCAAAGCAGUCUUACGUAGAAAGCGUUGUCGUUCAAUUGGCGUCCGGAAGCAGGCGCCAGUGGAUGAUGUUGUACGAGUUCAAAGAAUGUUGGCCAAGAAGACCACCAAGUGCAAAGCAGAUUGCAAGCAUCACUUUCGAACCAAAGGAGGGCAGAGAGAAUUGUUGCAGUUUCGAGCUGAAUGGACGCAGCUGCACAAAACAGACCAGGUAUUCAAGCGUAUCUAUGAUGUUUGGCAUGCUCCAGAGAGGGAGGAGGCUCAUUGUCAUUUGAGCUUUGCUUUAGGAAACCGAAGGUUUGGCAAAAUCUUCGAUGCUGUUCAGCGGGGCGAUGAGAAGCCUCCUGUGGAUUUGCGUUAUUUGUCAAGAUCCCAGUUUGCCCGAGACCAAGCUCACGAGGCCACAGAGGUCAUGUCCUUUCUAGAGACAAUCUACACGUCAGUAGCCGAGAAUUUGCCUGACGUGAGGGACGAGACUUAUGAUGGAGAGCCUGAUCAUGAGACUUCUGUGGAUGACCCAUAUAGUUUACACAUUGGGCUCUAUCAGGAUGAGGCCCAAAAGGUUGCAAAGGAGAAGGUUCCAAAGGCUAAAAAACACCACCGUGGUGUUCAAGUUUGCCCAGGGCGGACUGUUGCAGAGGGGUGUGAGGUGUUAUCUGCCACGGCCGCCAUGUGGCCCUUUACCUUUCCGAACCUGAUGUUGCAAAAGAUUCGAACACAAGUUGCGAGAUUCUGGCACACACACUACAUGAUCUAG